Messenger RNA from Peronospora matthiolae, 228 nucleotides. Lineage: Eukaryota; Oomycota; Peronosporomycetes; Peronosporales; Peronosporaceae. The record is from the annotation of a GenBank genome assembly.
AUGGCGACGUACCUAUUCGGCUUUUCUAUGACACAGCGUGAACACCAUCGCGCUGCUACGAGACGUCAUGGAGAAGUGGACAUCCCAUCGUCGAAAGUAGCAGCACUGACGAUGCGUCCUCACAUACCUACGACGAGUAGUGCACGCGAAGACGACUCGGCUACUCUACAGUUGGCUGCAGAAGUGCAGGCCGAAGCACAGGCGGAAGCAGAUGCGAUCCAUAGCUAG